Messenger RNA from Cylindrotheca closterium, 945 nucleotides. NCBI's taxonomy places the organism in Eukaryota, Bacillariophyta, Bacillariophyceae, Bacillariales, Bacillariaceae. The record is from the annotation of a GenBank genome assembly.
AUGUCCUGCCGCCAUCGACUUGUCGCCAUCUGCCUCUUUCUUCUAUACAUCAUUACAUGGGCGUUCUCCAUGUCGGGUGUAUUGAAUAAUCGAUUCUGGGACAAGCGAUACAAUCUCAAGCGCAUUCAAGAAAACGACGGGGCAGUAGAAGAGCUCGAACUCGGAUUUCAGGAAACCACCAAAUCCUACUUUUCGGAUGUGCGAUACGUUUAUUUUUUACCCCAUGUGAUUGGGGCCAUUUUGUGGUGGAAUCUGUACUUUUUGCAGCUGAUUCCAAAGAUCCGACGCAACUACAAGAAAUUCCAUCGCAUGCUGGGCCGCUUUUUGAUGGUUGUGCUGUUGGUCCAAACCAUUACUGGAUUUGGUUUGGCGGCAACGACCAAGAGUCACAUUGUCAAACUUGUUUCAUACAUUCUGUGCUGCGCCAGCAUCUUUUGUGUCGCCCAAGCAUGGAGGUACGCUUUUUGGAGAGACAUUCCCAAGCACAAGCAUUGGGCCAUUCGUUUGGUGGGGUACAUGCAAACCAUUGCCCUCCAACGAUUUUGGAUUGGAAUGCUCAUUAUGUCACAUUCCAUGGGAUGGGAUGGACUGUAUCCAUUGCUGGACGACGACUCGACGAAUGAGGAAUGGAUCCAAAUGACCGAGCAAAUGUUUGACGAUUCCUUUGUCCUUUCGAUUACCACUGCCUUUUUGUUCACCGAAUGGUAUCUUGCCGCCGAACAAGGCAUGACGGAACCACCUGCUGAUAAUCGAAACAAUAAAGGAGGAGGAGAAGAAGAAAAAGAUCAGAAUGAUACAAGUAUGCGUGCCGAAAAGGAGGACGAGGACGAGGUCGUCAUCGAUCAAGUGGUGGAUCGUGCCUUUAAUGGCGGCAAAGGAGAGGCAGAGAAAGAAGGUGAAAUGACAACUGCGCAGUCGGAUUCCGGCUCCAGAGAAAUGCACUGA